Aplosporella prunicola CBS 121167 is the source of this 1761-nucleotide messenger RNA. RefSeq lists its product as uncharacterized. Gene Ontology annotation, molecular function: arylsulfatase activity. The record is from RefSeq and is a predicted model, not a curated record. Bases 58 to 1761 code for a protein of 567 amino acids. The transcript has 3 exons. NCBI's taxonomy places the organism in Eukaryota, Fungi, Ascomycota, Dothideomycetes, Botryosphaeriales, Aplosporellaceae.
CCCCAACCCAAGAUCCUUCAGCAACCCAACACCAAACCCACCCUUACAACAGCAGCCAUGGCCCCCCCUCCCAAAAAGCCCAACAUCCUAGUAAUGGUCGCGGACGACCUGGGCUUCAGCGACACCGGCCCCUACGGCAGCGAGAUCGCGACGCCUUACCUAGACCGGCUGGCGCGGGAAGGGCUGCGGAUGACCGACUUCCACACGGCGGCGUCGUGCUCGCCGACGCGGGCGAUGCUACUGUCGGGGACGGACAGCCACAUUGCCGGGCUGGGCGCGAUGGCGGAGUGGAUGAACAAGGCGCCGGAGGUGUUUGCAGGGCGGGCGGGGUACGAGGGGUAUUUGAACAAAAAGGUGGCUGCGAUGCCGGAGGUGCUGCAGGAAAACGGGUAUUUUACGGUCAUGAGCGGGAAAUGGCAUUUGGGCUUGACCAAGGAGCUGGCGCCGUGCUCGAAGGGGUUUGAUCGGAGCUUUACGUUUCUGCCCGGGGCCGGGAACCAUUAUAACAACGAGCCGCAGCUCGAGGGAAAGCCUACGGCGCUGCUCAAGGGCGAGGGACGGGGCUUUUGGAUGGAGAACGAGCGGUUCUUGGACCCGCAUGAAGAGGUCCCGAAGCCGUUUUACUCGUCGACGACGUUCACCGAGAAGCUGAUUGGGUUUCUGGACGAGCGGACUGGGGAGGAGAGGGAGAAGCCGUUCUUCGCGUACCUGCCGUUCACUGCGCCGCACUGGCCUUUGCAAGCACCUCGCGAAAAGAUAGACAAGUACCGCGGCCAAUACGACGACGGCCCGCACGCCCUCCGCGACAGAAGGCUCGUGGCGCUCCAACGCGAAGGCCUCGUCCCCGCGGACGUGAUCCCCGCGCCACUGCACACGAUGCGCCAAAAGCCCUGGGAUGAGAUGAACCCAGAAGAGCAAAAACGGUCCGCGCGCGCCAUGGAGAUCUACGCAGCCAUGGUCGACGUCAUGGACGAGAACAUUGGCAAAGUGCUCUCGUACCUGACCUCGACCGACGAGCUGGACGACACGUUCGUCGUGUUCAUGUCGGACAACGGGGCCGAGGGCAACAUGCUCGAAGCAGUGCCAGUGCUCGCGGGCGCGACGCUGGACGCCGUGAUCGCGAAAUACUACGACAAUUCGUUCGAGAACCUCGGCAACGCCAACUCGUUCGUGUGGUACGGGCCGCAAUGGGCGUCGGCGGCGACGGCGCCGUCGCGAGGCGUGAAGUCGUAUUCGACCGAGGGCGGGAUCCGAUGUCCCUGCAUCGUGCGGUACCCGGCGGGGCUGAAGCGGGCGGGGGGCAGCAUAUCGCACGCCUUCACGACGGUCAUGGACGUGCUGCCGACGGUGCUGGAGCUGGCCGGGCUCGCGCACCCGGCGCCGUGGUUCCAGGGCCGGGAGGUCGCGGGGCUGCGGGGCCGGUCGUGGGGCGCGCUGCUGGCGGCCGCGGAGGACGACGUUGUGGCCUACGACGAGGAGGCGCCCAUUGUCGCGUGGGAGCAGAUCGGGGUGGCGGCGGUGCGGCGCGGGCAGUGGAAGGCCGUGUUUCUGCCGCCGCCGAAGGGCAAGGGCGGGUGGGAGCUGUACGAUUUGUCGCGGGACCUGGGCGAGAUUGACGAUUUGUCGGAGCGGGAGCCGGCGAAGCUGAAGGAGAUGAUGAAGUAUUAUGAGACGUACUUUCAGGAGACGGGCAUGUUUGACUCGUAUGAGUUGUAUUAUCGGGCGGUCAAGGCGAAUGGGAAGAGGCCGCCGGUUUGGUAG